GGACAAACCCCAUUCACUGAGCUGCAGCACUCUCAAACCAAACCUACCUGCCAGACUCACAAUGCUCAGAUCACUCACACUCCACCAACCCGUCUCCUUCACGCUGUUGCUCCUGCUCAUCUCCUUCUCCAGCUCAGGGGAGAGUCGGCCUCACGUGGCCCACAAAGGCGCACUUGAUGUGGACAGAAUGGACAGCCAGAGGGUCCUGCUUCUGGAAGCGGUGAAGACGGGGAUCCUCAGCUCAUUGGGUAUAGACAGGGAGCCCAGGCCAACGCAAAAAGCCUCUGAAGAAGAGCUGAGGAAGAUGUAUCAGCUCUACAGGGAAAAACUGAGAGAGAUGAGAGGAAACCACAGCCAGACAAUGACAGAAACCUGGCAAUCCAGCAAGUCUACUGUGCUCUUUCCUGCGACAGUGGAGCCAAUAAAAGCGCUUCGAAGAUCAGAACAAACACAGUCAGCUCGAUGCAUGCAGUGGUACAGAGCUGUUUUCCACAAGAACCGAAAUAUCCAGACUGAACUGACAAUAGCUCGGGCUGAGCUCAAGAUUUCCAGGCAUGUUUUAGACAAAUCCACUUCAGUUCAGCCCGAGGUAAGACAAGAGCUUAAAGUUAAAGUCAACAGGAUGAAGCCAAUGAACUCUGCUGUUUGGACGCACGUAAGCUCACCAGUCCCUGCCAAUGUGUCAAGCACUCGAGAUGUGAUGCUGGACAUCAGCCAUGAGGUGGAGAAGUGGAUGAGGACUGAUGGUGGUCAGGCACUGGUUGUGGAUAUAGGGAUAGUAGUGAAUGGAAAAGAUGCCCUCAAGACAAAUCCAACAAUUUCUCUAGAAUUAGGCCUCAUAAAGCCUAAACCAGCCCGGAGGCCGAGACUGCCUCGCUCCAACAAGGAAGACGAAUGCGAUGAGCGAGGAUGGUGCUGCCGGAAGUCUGUCACCGUCUCCUUCAAAGACAUCGGCUGGACGGAUUGGGUGGUGGCCCCAGCUGAGUACACGAUGCAUUUCUGUGACGGCACCUGUCCCCACAACUACAAGCCAGCGAGCAUGCACACACAGGUGAAGUCUCGGCUGCACCAGAUUGCCAAGGGAGUAACACCUCACCCCUGCUGCGUACCUGCGGCCUAUGAGCCCAUGGUCCUCAUGCACUAUGACAGUAGGGGACGGUUGAGCCUGACUCCUUUCGAGGACUUGAUUGUCAGUAAAUGUCACUGUGCCUGAGGACUUUUUUUUUUUUUUUUUCCUGUAAACCAGCUUUGGGGGAGCAUUGUCACUUGAGAAAUGUUACAAAACCUGCCAUGUUCUUAGAUUUACAUUUUGUAAGCUGUUAUUUAGUGUUUUUCACUGAAUAUCCUAAAUUAAAAUUGCAAUUAUCCAAUAUUACUUCAUUUUGAAGAUGAAAAACAAGUUACUGCUGCACAGAGUAACUGUUUUGUUUUGCAUUGUGGAUCAAGCAGUAGAUCUGUUCAACUUUGCCUAUGAAAUGUAUUUAUUUUAAGUUCUAUUUAUGGUCCUAAACUUAUUAUUAACUAUUUGUGUGUUUUGUUAUUGGUCUUGUUUUGUGUUAUAGCAUAUUUUAAUACUUCUUUCUAUUUAAUUUUACUGUCAUUUAUUAUUUAAAGUACUGUAUUGUUUUAUGAGACACAUGGUUUAGAUGUUUAUUGUCUUAUACAUUUCAAUGAUAAAUGUUCUGAUUUGUUCCCACUGAACUGCUGCACUUAAAUAUAUCAGCAUGUACAUUUCAUAAUAAACACGUG
Larimichthys crocea (large yellow croaker) is the source of this 1749-nucleotide messenger RNA. It is a transcript of the gene gdf15, whose product is annotated as Growth differentiation factor-15. NCBI's taxonomy places the organism in Eukaryota, Metazoa, Chordata, Actinopteri, Sciaenidae. The transcript has 2 exons. Bases 62 to 1213 code for a protein of 383 amino acids. Gene Ontology annotation, cellular component: extracellular region. The record is from RefSeq and is a predicted model, not a curated record. Gene Ontology annotation, molecular function: growth factor activity; cytokine activity.